Messenger RNA from Amphiprion ocellaris (clown anemonefish), 6163 nucleotides. RefSeq names its product SATB homeobox 1a (gene satb1a). Gene Ontology annotation, biological process: regulation of transcription by RNA polymerase II; chromatin remodeling. Lineage: Eukaryota; Metazoa; Chordata; Actinopteri; Pomacentridae. Gene Ontology annotation, molecular function: RNA polymerase II cis-regulatory region sequence-specific DNA binding; DNA-binding transcription factor activity, RNA polymerase II-specific. The transcript has 10 exons. The record is from RefSeq and is a predicted model, not a curated record. Bases 512 to 3304 code for a protein of 930 amino acids.
UUAUGGAUGGAAAGAAAUAGAUCGGUGGAUCGUAUCCAUAUUUAUCUAUUCAACUAUGUAUUGAUCCUGCCUUCCAUGAUGAAUGGAUGGUUCCAUGACGGAUCAAUAGAUGGACAGAUGUGUGGAUAUCCAUCAAUUAUAUAGAUCUACAGCAUCCACUUAUAACACUAUUGCACUGAAUUAAUUACGUUUAAAUUGGCUUUUCAAGCAACUUACAGCUAACCAUCUGUCUUUUACAAUUCACGCCACCCCAGAGGUCAGUGGGAACCUUUCACUCAUUAUACUUUUCUGCGUGGCAUUGUUCAAGAAAAGUAGGUCGCAGAAAAAUAAAAAUAAAGAGUGUUCACAUGUGUAGCAGAGAUGUGUGUGUCACUUGUAAAAAAAAAAAAAAAGCAUGAUUAUUCUAACUCUGAUACUGUUUAAAUUAUUUAGCCAAACGCAAUACAUGUUAUCUUUUCCCCCGAUCUUCCCCACUAAGUGAUGUGUGUGAGGUUACCUUGUCCAGUCUUUGAUGUUUAACUGUCUCCAUCUCCAUAACAGUGUGACACCACAGAUGGAUCCCCUGUGCAAUGGAAUCAAGAAAUCAGAGGGCUGUGAUCUUGUUGUUGACCCGCGGGCCCCUCCUGCUAAGCUGGCUCGACUGGAACAACACGAGGUGGGACCCUCGAGCCAGGAGAUGAGCCGGCAGGGGAGUCCUGUGGCCAUAAACCCCUGCCUGGCCCAGAAACCCACGGCAGCGAGGCCACAGGGCAAGAGCUGGCACACCAGAGGGAGCCUGCUGCCGGUGUUCUGCGUGGUGGAGCACAGGGAAAGCCUGUUGGAGGGAGAGAGGAGGGAAGAGCAUGCUGAGUUUGUGUUGGUCAAGAGAGAUCUGCUGUUUAACCAGCUCAUAGAGAUGGCCCUGCUCACACUGGGAUACUCACACAGCUCUGCUGCACAGGCUAAAGGUCUGAUCCAGGUGGGAAGGUGGAACCCGGUGCCUCUGUCCUGUGUAACAGAUGCUCCAGAUGCCACAGUGGCUGAUAUGCUGCAGGAUGUUCACCAUGUUAUCACCCUUAAAAUACAACUGCACAGCUACCCCAAACUGGAGGACUUGCCAGCAGAGCAGUGGAGUCACUCGACAGUGAGAAACGCUCUGAAGGAGCUCCUCAAGGACAUGAACCAGAGUACCCUGGCCAAGGAGUGUCCACUGUCCCAGAGUAUGAUAUCAUCUAUUGUAAAUAGCACUUACUAUGCAAAUGUGUCAGCUGCCAAGUGUCAUGAGUUUGGUCGAUGGUACAAGCACUUCAAGAAGUCCAAAUGCUUCAAGGAGACUGACACUUUUUCUGACCAGUCCACACAUAUCACCCUCACCCAGCAGCCAGUCACAAGUAGCCCCACCGAUCCGAGCUCGACGCUUAUAUUCCCUCGUGCAGCUGUAGCCAACAUACACGGUCGCUCCCCCCUCAGUCUGCACCCUCCCGGUCUGGUAACUCAGCCUCUCAGCUCCCACAUGGUCAACCAGCAGCUGGUGAUGGCCCAGUUUCUCAACCAGCAGUACGCUGUUAGCCGCAUGUUAGCCGGCCAGAGUCUCUCAUCGUCACCGCAGCAGUAUCUCAACCACCCGCCUGUAGGGAGGUCCCCUGCCAAGGUCUUUUCCAAAGCCCCGGAUUCCCAAACCCCACAGCAGGUACAGUGCGGCCCAGGGGGAGGCCCUGCGGCCGGGCUGCAAAAUCAGACUUCUGCAGGGUCUUCUUUGGGACCCACAGACGUGCCAAGUGACAUCUACCAGUGUGUGAGGGAAGAACUGAAGCGAGCAGGCAUCUCCCAGGCCAUCUUUGCUCGGGUGGCCUUUAACAGGACCCAGGGCCUGCUCUCAGAGAUCCUACGAAAGGAGGAAGACCCCAAACAUGCCUCUCAGUCUCUGCUGGUCAACCUGCGGGCCAUGUACAGCUUCCUGCAGCUCCCCGAAGCUGAGAGGGAACGAUUCUACCAGGAGGAGAAGGAGAGAAGUCUGACUGGGUUCACUCCCAGCUGCAACAACACACCACCCAGAUCCACACAGGCAAGACUGUCCCCAAUUACAGCAGACAGAGGGCUGAGGACAGACAGUUGCAUUCUCAGUGUCAGUGCUUCCAUCUAUGAGGAGAUUCAGCAUGAGAUGAAGAGAGCCAAGGUAUCUCAGGCUCUGUUUGCUAAGGUGGCCGCCUCCAAGAGUCAGGGCUGGCUGUGUGAGCUGCUGCGCUGGAAGGAGGAUCCCAGUCCAGAGAACCGGACCCUGUGGGAGAACCUGUGCAUGAUCCAGCGGUUCCUCAGCCUGUCGCAGACUGAACGAGAUGCCAUCUAUGAGCAGGAGAGCAGCAACAUGACAACACAGCAGCACUGCGCUGACAGGCUCUCACUGCUCAGCAACGACAAUACACUGUACCAACGCAACUCCCUGAUGCCACAGCAACACCAUCUUCAACCCCAUCAACCCCUGCAGCCUGAGGCCGGACCUCACCUGUCUCCACGGCAACCCUGCACCGCAUCACCAGCCGAGUCCGAUGCUGGGGCCACUUGGGGGCACCUCAGAAUACGUCUGCAGGGCAGAAGCAGUAGCAGUGAGAGAGGGGACAGUAAGGACUGGGUCGAGGGGGGAGGAGGAGGAGACAGGGGCAGUCUGGGUGGGGACUGGGGUUGUCCCGGAAGAGUGAGGGACAAGAGCACAGAGAGCAGUGAGCAGGUCAGGGAUGGAAAUUUAGGCAAGGAAGGCAUGGAUGAGAUCACUGGAGACAACAAAAAGGGCAAGGUUAAGGAGAAGCUGUCUGUGAAGUGGCCCAGUGUGAAGAAUGAGGACCAUGGCGGGGCUGGGGUUUGCCUUGGAGCAGAUAAUAAUGGAGGUCGAGAUGAGGUGCAAGGUGAGGGAUUAAACGUGUCUAGUGAGGCUUUGGGAAUCCUGCAGAGCUUCAUCCAGGAUGUGGGCCUCAACCCAGAUGAGGAGGCUGUCCACACCCUUUCUGCCCAGCUAGGGUUACCAAAACACACCAUCCGCAGCUUCUUCAACAGCCAGUACCAAGGACAAAUCGAGGACCCUGAACACAGCCAGACACCUAAACACAGUCAUGACAACCAGCAUGGCUGUACAGACCCAAACCCCUCCCAGGUUGAAAUAACUACACAGGAACUGGAAGAGGAAGGCGACGAAAAGACUGAGACAGAACGAAAGGAGGAGCAGAAGCAAACAGGGAGAAAUGAAACAAGUGAGAUAACUGUUUUGAAAGAACUGGAUGUCGGGACUCAAACCCUUCCUCCUAUGAAGGAGGAGCAGGAGAGCUACAUCUAAGCUGCAUACAUCCAGUGACAGAGCUUGAAGAAGCCAUAUGUUCCCUGUGAGCUACAAACAGGUGCUUUUCUUCUCCAAAUAUACUGCAACCUUGGUACAAACUCAACUGCAUAUUGUUGCAGUUCAGAUUCACAGUGUUUCGGUGUUGAUCUGUUUUUGGCGUGUGACAAUACACACUGUGGAAAGACAAAUUCUUACCAUUUCUCCCACAGCUUUCAUAAGCAGAGACUUAUAUUAUGUAUUUAUAUAGAAAGCUGUUCUGUGAUUUGAGGAUCCUUAAUGCACUUGAGACAGAGUUUACUGUGACUAUGUGUACAGAUAAUGUUUCUGUGUGUAGAUACAUGUCUGGAAUAAUGGCAGCCAGGACAAUGAGCCUCAGAUUACUUAUCACUACUUAAAAAGAGUAAUAGUAGUUGGUUGACUGAUGUACAUUUUGGAGAAAUGUUCAUACCAGAAAUGCCUUGUAGAAAGUGGCACUGCCAAUCAUUUUUUUAAAAAUCAUGAAUAUUUCCAAUUUUAUCUUUAUUAUGUUUUAAAAGGCUACAUCAUUUGGCUCAGAUUUUCUCUAAGUCACUUAAUACUGUUUCCUUCAUGAAUCUGACUGUUCAUGUUUAUCUGUCAAAUCACAUUAAAUAUCAAGUUUCCUCAUUUUGUUUUAAAUUAAAUGUACACGAGGAAAACAAAUGGAUUUUUGUAACGCACACAAUAUGCUACUGACAUGAUGGCAAUAUACAGUAUGACAUCCAAUGAACUUUAAGCAUAAUCAUUUCAAAACAAUUAUGGUUGAAAAUAAAAUGAGUUACCGAAACCGGAUAACACGUGAAAAAUCUCUACUGGAAAUGAGUCAAUGCCUAGUCCUACUUCUCACAUUUGUCCGCGAUAUCAAAUCUGAACACAAUGUAAGCCUCUCAAAAUGUACUGUUGCUAUUUUAAAAGUCUCUUAAGCUUUUUCUCAUUUUGUGGUUCACAGAGAGUGUAGAGUGCACAGUGUUUAAUAUUUCAUUAUGAAGGAAGAAUUGUGGACAAUAGGGCUGAACAAUUAAACAAAAUCACAAUAUGGCCAAGUACAGUAUCUAAUAACGGGAGGGGCAUUUUUUUUUGAUGAAGGUAAAAUGUGUCGUAAAAUAUUGUUUAAAAUGAAGGACUGUGGUGCUUAAGACAUGCUCCAGUCUACAAAUUAGAUUAUCUAGACAUGAAAUAACAUGCUUGUUUGGUUCACACAGUUGCAAAAAUCACAUCACCAUUAAUUUUCCAGGUGAAAAAGAAAUUACUAGAAUUUGCGCUAAAAUUGGGAUUCAUAGCACAAUAUCUGCAAAUAAUCACAACAUGAUUUUUUUUUUUUUUUGCAAAGCAAUCAGCCCUACUGGACAGAACGCACCUAAAAUAUCUAGAGAAAAUGACAGCACUUAUUGCAUAUGCAAAAAUGCUAACUUUACCUGUUUCCUAAUAUUUAAGUUUUUGUCAUUUUAAUCUAUUUCAACCACCUUCCAGCAGUAAACCACUUUUUCACAAACACUCUGAGUAAGAAUAUUUGGGUAAGCCUAGACCACUACCGUUAAACAACAAACAAAUGUGUGACUCUAACUACAUUUAUAUAUUUUUCCUCAGAUGAUCCCUUUCAUUGCAAUAAAAAGUGGAAACUUCCCAUACAGACAGUGACACAUCAUAUUUCCCACAAGGAAACUUAAACUGAGGUUUCUAACCUUUAGAACCUUGUGACCAAAUCUGUGUGAGGGCACAGAAAAUAGCUGGAGGCCGUCAUGCUAUUUCUGUUUUCUGACAGACAAUAAGAUGGUUGCAUUCGUCUUAAAUGGCAUAAAACCUGUAGGUAACAUCUGUACUUUAGAAAACAUUCAGUUUGCAUGUGAUAGCAAUGCAUAGGACUGGAUUUGAGGACAGUAUAUAAGAUUUAUCACACUUUGAAUCAAGCAGAGAGAUAAUAAAGUUCAUUUAUAACUACUACUUUAAACCUGCUGUAAAAGAUCUAUUAAAGAUUAAAUCAAUGGUUCUAAAGCCCACUGUCUGCAUUAGUGUUAGUACUGAUGAUUUUCUCUUACAUUACUGUCUGUGAAUCAUGUCAUUGUUUCCAACCAUCAGACAGUAUUCCUUUGUGUUGAUUACCCCUCUGUACCAGUACAUCUGUGGCUCUCCACGAUCACAUGCCCUCCAGUGCUGACAGUGUUUUCUAUCUUUUCUCUCGUUUUAUUCUUUUCUCUAUUUUAUCUGUGUGAACUGCUAUUUUCAUGCCUGUUUCUGUCCCUCCUUCUCUGCAUCUGACUGCCAUAUGUCUCUGCUCAGGACUUUUCACAUUGCUGCUCCUAUACAGACAAUGCAACAUUCAAGCCCCAUUUGGUUUGAAUAGCUUCACGGAGUAAUUCAAUAAAGUUAUGCUCCUUUCUGUCAUCUGUUUCCAUGACAAUACCUUAGUCUGGGCCAACGAGAGGCCACGGAAGCCUCAUCAUCAGUAAUAUUAGCUAUAAUAAUGAUGAUAAUGGCGCUCUUGAAAUGCCAAGCCUGUGAUGAUGAUGGUAAUAGUGAUGAUGGUCAUUACUCCUGCUUUGUGUGAAUUCCCCACUACCGACACCACACAAACACAAGCACACACUACUAAUGCACACAUUUAAGCCAGUUAUUUAAUGACUCCACCUGUAUAUAUUAUCCCAUGAACUUCUGUUUUUUUCCUCCAUCAUGACCAUCUCGCUGCUUUGAUUUAAUGUUUUCUUGUGUUUUGCCUUUUUCUGCUAGAAGCACUUUGUGAUAAAGCUGUUUGUUAAAAGCUCUCCACAGAUAAACUUGACUUGGCUGACCUCAGAAAUCGCUGUAAUUAAGUCUACAUAAAACUGUUUUAAUUACCCGUCA